Fusarium graminearum PH-1 is the source of this 615-nucleotide messenger RNA. RefSeq lists its product as uncharacterized. The record is from RefSeq and is a predicted model, not a curated record. Bases 1 to 615 code for a protein of 204 amino acids. Lineage: Eukaryota; Fungi; Ascomycota; Sordariomycetes; Hypocreales; Nectriaceae. The transcript has a single exon.
AUGACGAUCGAAAAGGGAAGCAAGUGGCUUCUACGCAACUUGACCAACAAUGAUUAUAUACGGAUGGAGAGCGUUAUGACAACUGAGGGCGAAGUGACGGUAUCUCAUGUUGGUAACAGUUGGCUCACACUAGACAUGCUCCUGUUCUGGUUGAUCUGCUGGCGGGGAGAUGGCAGACAAAACACAUGGUCAUGGGAACAACUUGAAGGGUAUGUUGGCAUGACUGAAGAGGGAAUAGACGACACGCUGCACGAUCCAACAUACGGACCAUUGGACGACAAGUUCUGGCCUAUUUGGGCCGGCAACUGGGCAGGCCAUAGCUUGGAAGUUGUUACAGAUCGAGAACUUGACAGUUCAUGGGUUGAUCGAACCAAGUCAAUUGAAACGCUAGCUCCCAAGAUGCUUCUUACCAUGUACGGCCUUGCUUUGGCAGAAGGGUCGCCACAAGCACGACAUCAUUGGGAAUCGGUUUUUGAACAACGAGGAGAUGUCAUUGAUGAAGAGCACGAAUGUUAUGUUUCAGAUGGAGUGACGAUCGAGGCUAAGACUCACAAAAAGAUUGUCAUAGGAUCGCUUAGGGUACACGCAGAUUGUUUGUGCGGUUGCGAGUUGUGA